This is a messenger RNA of Aspergillus alliaceus, 1314 nucleotides long. Its product is annotated as acyl-CoA dehydrogenase family protein. Gene Ontology annotation, molecular function: oxidoreductase activity, acting on the CH-CH group of donors; flavin adenine dinucleotide binding. NCBI's taxonomy places the organism in Eukaryota, Fungi, Ascomycota, Eurotiomycetes, Eurotiales, Aspergillaceae. The record is from RefSeq and is a predicted model, not a curated record. The transcript has 4 exons. Bases 1 to 1314 code for a protein of 437 amino acids.
AUGAGUCGCCAAGAUCGGGCCCCAACGGCUCCAUACAGCGAGCCAUUGCUGCCCCAACUCGACAUUAAAAACCCCUACUAUACCGACCUCCAUCACAACCUCCGCGCUUACGUUCGCGACUACGUAGAAUCAUCCAUUGCGCCCUACGCCCAUGACUGGGAAGCCGCAGGACAAGUGCCCGAGUCCGUCCGCCGGCGUCAUCACGAGCUCGGGUUCGGAGUCGUGCAUCCUCUGACAACGCCCGGAGAUGCCGCUGGCUUGUCUCUUCCUAACAAUGUGCCGCGCGAGAAAUGGGAUACGUGGUGCGGACUCAUUGUUGCCGAUGAGCUUAUUCGAACCGGGUAUGUAGGCGUGGUUUGGGGACUGGGUGGUGGGAAUAACAUCGGUUGUCCGCCGAUUGCGCGGUUUGGGACCCCAGAACAGAGGCUGAGAUGGCUCCCGGGGGUGGCUAGGGGGGAUAUCCGGUUUUGUUUGGGGAUUACGGAGCCUGAUGCUGGAUCAGAUGUUGCUAAUAUCAGCACGACGGCAAAGCAUGAUGGUGACUAUUACGUUGUCAAUGGGGCGAAGAAAUGGAUUACCAACGGGAUCUGGGCCGACUAUUGCACUGCUGCGGUCCGGACUGGAGGGCCUGGGAAGGGCGGGAUCAGUUUACUUGUGAUUCCUCUGACUGCACCUGGAGUGAGCCGCAGGCGGAUGUAUAAUUCUGGAGUUCAUGCGAGUGGGUCCACAUUCAUCGAAUUCGACGAUGUCCGGGUCCCGGUGGACCACCUUAUUGGAGAGGAAAACAAGGGUUUCCCGCUCAUCAUGUCAAAUUUCAAUCCCGAACGCCUUAGCCUCGCUUGUUCUGCGUUGCGUCUAGCUCGUGUUUGUGCCGAAGAUGCCUUCCACUACGCUGUGCAGCGUGAGACCUUCGGCUCUCCUUUAAUACAAAGACAAGCUAUACAGUCGAAAAUUUUCAAGUUUGGGCUCAUGAUUGAGCCCGCCUAUGCAUUCAUGGAACAGCUUGUUCACAUCAUCGAGCUCACCAAGGACAGACCGACCGACGACGUGAGAAUCGGUGGUAUGACCGCUUUACUCAAAGUGAUGUCUACUAGGGCCCUUGAGAAAAGUGUUCGCGAAGCCCAGCAGGUACUGGGCGGGGCUGGUUAUAAUAAGGCCGGGAAGGGGGCGCGUAUUGAGCAGGUUAGUCGUGAUGCUCGGGUUCAUGUUGUUGGAGGUGGAAGUGAGGAGAUCAUGAUGGGGCUUGCGUUGCAAGAGGAGACAAAAGCACUUCGCACGAGGCGAAAAGCUCUGGAGAAGAAGGCAAGGCUUUAA